Messenger RNA from Impatiens glandulifera, 1099 nucleotides. RefSeq names its product proteasome subunit alpha type-5. Lineage: Eukaryota; Viridiplantae; Streptophyta; Magnoliopsida; Ericales; Balsaminaceae. The record is from RefSeq and is a predicted model, not a curated record. Gene Ontology annotation, biological process: proteasome-mediated ubiquitin-dependent protein catabolic process. Gene Ontology annotation, cellular component: proteasome core complex, alpha-subunit complex; proteasome core complex; nucleus. The transcript is spliced from 10 exons. Bases 136 to 849 code for a protein of 237 amino acids.
AGUUGUCUUGCUUCUCAAGAAGAAGAGGAAUAAUACGCCGAAGGCAAAACUCGAGCACUUUCAUUUCUGUUUGAUCUAUCUCUCUCUCUAUCGGCUUAUCGAGCAACAGAUUUUCUAUUCUUAGCGAAAUUGAAGAUGUUUCUUACAAGGACUGAGUACGACAGAGGUGUCAACACCUUCUCCCCGGAGGGACGAUUGUUCCAGGUUGAAUAUGCUAUUGAGGCUAUUAAGCUUGGUUCCACUGCAAUUGGGAUAAAGACUAAGGAAGGUGUUGUGCUUGCCGUUGAGAAGCGCAUCACUUCUCCACUUCUGGAACCAAGUAGUGUGGAGAAGAUAAUGGAGAUUGACGAACAUAUUGGAUGUGCAAUGAGUGGAUUAAUUGCUGAUGCACGUACACUUGUUGAACAUGCUCGAGUUGAAACUCAAAAUCAUAGGUUCUCAUAUGGUGAACCCAUGACUGUUGAGUCUACUACUCAAGCUCUAUGUGAUUUGGCAUUGCGGUUUGGUGAAGGAGAUGAAGAAUCUAUGUCUCGUCCAUUUGGAGUGUCACUUCUCAUUGCUGGUCAUGAUGAGAAUGGACCUAGCUUGUACUAUACCGAUCCAUCUGGGACAUUCUGGCAGUGUAAUGCUAAAGCUAUUGGUUCUGGUUCAGAAGGUGCAGAUAGCUCGUUGCAGGAACAAUUCAACAAGGAUCUUACACUUGCAGAAGCUGAAACUAUAGCUCUUUCAAUCCUGAAGCAAGUUAUGGAAGAAAAGGUGACACCCAAUAAUGUUGACAUUGCAAAGGUUUCACCUACUUACCACUUGUACACUCCUUCUGAGGUUGAGGCGGUUAUUACCCGUUUGUGAUUUCGAAUAGUUUCUGAGGUCAAUCUCCAACUAUCUUUUCAUUUUCAUGUUUGUACCCCGAAAAUUAUGAAUGAAACGGAGCUAUAUGUUGCGAGGAGGAAUAUUAUAUAUAACUUAAAUAUCUCUGCUUUGUUUUGGAAUUCUUUCAGGUAAUGAACUUAAUUUUCUAUCAUCUGAAAUUAUCUUUAAUUGUAGAAAACUGGUAUUUUGUUGCCCUCCCUUCAACUUUCAAUCAGAUUUUUAUUUGUUA